Messenger RNA from Sphaeroforma arctica JP610, 194 nucleotides. RefSeq lists its product as hypothetical. Lineage: Eukaryota; Ichthyosporea; Ichthyophonida. The annotation marks the transcript as partial. The record is from RefSeq and is a predicted model, not a curated record. The transcript has a single exon.
CACCAACGCCUGGAUUAACUACUUACGCGCAGGUGGCAGAACUAACUUAUCAAAGGCAGAGGCGUCAAAGGCAAUGGUAUCCACACACAUCACAAGCACAUGACCCCAAACCUGCACAUGGGCGAAGGGGUGGAGAGAUGAAGGAAUGGGGGAGUGGAUGGACGAGAAAGGGGAGGAAUGAAAGUACGAAUUAA